This is a messenger RNA of Chrysoperla carnea, 2424 nucleotides long. It is a transcript of the gene PIG-Z, whose product is annotated as GPI mannosyltransferase 4. Gene Ontology annotation, cellular component: endoplasmic reticulum membrane. Gene Ontology annotation, biological process: GPI anchor biosynthetic process. The transcript is spliced from 3 exons. The record is from RefSeq and is a predicted model, not a curated record. Bases 212 to 2188 code for a protein of 658 amino acids. Gene Ontology annotation, molecular function: alpha-1,2-mannosyltransferase activity. NCBI's taxonomy places the organism in Eukaryota, Metazoa, Arthropoda, Insecta, Neuroptera, Chrysopidae.
UUCGGUGCAGUGUGAACUUCGUGCAAAUAAAUGCAGGAAUAAAAAACACUAUUAAACUUUUAUUAUACAUUUUUAUUGCUGUUAAACUCAAUUAAUUAAGGUUUCUUCCUAAUUAUAAUUUGCCAGAUGAAAAGAAAACUUUUUAAAAGUAUAGUUAUGAUUAAAGUAGUAAUAUUUCGAUAAAGUAUUUAUCCAUCCAACAAACCUGAAAAUGACAGAAGAUCACAACAAUGAAAAUGAGAGUGACAAGACUGAUGAAGAUAAUCAAGUAGAUGAAAAUGAAUUUGAUGCCUUAUAUGCCGUUUACAAAACGAAACGUGAAAAUGAGGAUACAAAUACGAAAAUAUAUAUAGUAUUUGUAUUUCUUCGAAUAUUAAUGACUUUAUUACCCCAAUCGGGUUAUAUUCAUCCAGAUGAAUUUAUUCAGUCUAUUGAAGUCGUUGGAGGUUCAAUUCUCAAUGCAGAUGUAGAAUUCCCAUGGGAAUUCAAUCGGACGAAUCCAGUACGGAGUAUAUUCAUACCAGGAAUAGUCCAUGGAGUUCCAAUAUGGUGUUUAAAACAAUUAAAUCGACUAUUCGAAUAUAUAUUUGAUAUAAAUAUACUCACGCCUUACUCGUUAAUAGUAUUUCCACGAUUAACGCUAUGUAUAGCUUCAUUUAUUAUUGAUUACGCUUUAUACGAUAUUUGUCGUAUUUAUUCCCGUCCAUAUCAUGCAAAGUUAACGAUUUUAGCCAGCUCAUAUGUUAUGUUAGUAUACGCAACGCGUACAUUUUCCAAUACAAUUGAAAUGGUAUUAUUUUCAAUUUUAAUAUGGAUGAUUGCAAUUUGUAUUUACGAUCAUCAAUUAAUCGUAAAAUUUCGUGCACAGUUUUUACGUAUUUCUAAUGGUUUGGAAACACCACGUAGUCGUGUAAAACAUUUAAAAAUUUUAAAAUUAAUUGAAAGUUUAAAUUUACAACAUUGUUUUCUAAUAGCGUGUAUCGCUGUUAUUGGUUGUUUUAAUCGACCCACGUUUGUUUUAUUUGGAGUGGGUCCAUUAUUUUUCUGGAUACAUCGUGGACUAAGUUCUGAAUAUAUUACAGUUAAAGAUGUUCAUACACGAAUGUUAAUGUUUUUAUUAAGUGCCGUACCGUUAAUUUUGUUAAUUAUUAUUGUUGAUUCAUCCUAUUUUGGAUAUUUAACUGGUCCAGAAAUUAUGAAUUUAGAUAUAUCCUUGAAAAAUUUUGUUUUUCCACCAUGGAAUUUUUUGAAAUAUAAUAUGAAUGUUAAUAAUUUGGCGAAACAUGGAAUACAUCCAAAAUAUGUGCAUUUUUUGGUGAAUAUGCCUUUGUUGUUUGGAUGUUUGGCAUUUGUGAUGGGACGAUCGUUAUUAAUGAACGCUAUUAAAUUUGUACAAAAUCCUAAGCUUCAAGGAUACAAUCGUGCGAUCGAUAUAGAUAAUUUUAUGCGUGUCACAUUAAUUUCACCGCUAGUUUUACUAUCAUGGUUCCCACAUCAAGAACCACGAUUUAUAAUUCCAAUAAUUUUACCGUUAAUAUUUUUAUAUGGUGAUGAAUUAUAUGAUAUUAUGUCAAAAACAUCAUUUAUGAAUACGUUAUUUCGAUUAUGGAUGUUAUUCAAUUUUUUGAUGACCAUUUUUUAUGGAUUUAUUCAUCAGGGUGGUGUUUAUCACUUAUCAAAUUUCGUGCACAAUGAAAUUAACACAUCACCUUUAAAUACAACAUUCCAUUUAGUUUUGAGUCAUACAUACAGCUAUCCACGAAUUUUAUUAAACCAGCCCGACACUAAUAUUAUUUUUCGAUCAACGACUGGUGCAUAUUUUCAGAAGAAACGUCGUGUUUAUUAUUAUGAACAACAAAGUCAACCAGUAUCGAAUUUAGUUGAUAAAGUGAAUAUUAUUUACAAUACGUAUAAAAGUUCAUCCACACCCUUUAAAAUAUUUAUCUGUUUACCAAGUUUACUUGGACAUGAAUUUGAAACAAAUAUUCGACAAAAUGAUAAUUUUAUCUUAUCUUAUAUUGAUAGUUUAUUUCCACAUUUAAGUAUUGAAUCAAUCACAACACCUGAUGUAUGGGGUUUGGCCAAAUAUGAAACGUUACAUUAUAAAUUGUUAUCAAUUAUUUCCAAAUUUGAAAAUAUUCUUAGUCUGAAUGUUUAUAGUAUCUCAUAUAUGGGGGAAAUUAGUUAAAUUAGAAUGAUGUAUAUGUUUAAGGUAGUUUGACCGUAAAUCCACUUUUCUUAAGAAUUUUAUGAUAUUGAAAUAGUAUUAAUCAAGAUAUAUUUAAUCAUUCAGAUUGAUCACCUUUCGUAUCACAAUCACUAUUGUGAUGAGAGAAAAUGUGUUUACGUGUGAAAAAGCACUAAUAGGGAAUAUUCAUGAAAUUUAAAUUUGGUUCAAAUAUUUUUCUUCUGUAACUUUAAUGA